AUGGUUGUGAAUGAUAAUUUUGGUCUUAUGGCUUCUGCUACAAUCAUUCUCUCCUUUUCUUCUCUCUUCCUACACAGAAGAAUGAUGCUGGAUCUUCUGGGACCCUUUCCUCUCCUCCUCUUGCUGCUGGGAUCAUGGGGGCCAAGGCUUCCCCCUGGUGCUAUGGCUCAACUCACUAGGUUUCAAAUAUUUGAAAUUGAGCAUAUAAGAGCAGGUCCCGUACAAUGCAACAAUGUAAUGCGUGCUGUUAAUAGUCUUACUCAGCACUGUAAACCUCAAAACACCUUUCUGCAUGACACCUUCCAGAAUGUGGCUGCUACCUGUCUUUUGCCCAACAGGACCUGCAGGAAUGGCCAGAAUAACUGCCACCAGAGUGCAAAUCGUAUUGGCAUGACUUACUGCAGUCGCACUGGAGGGACAUAUCCCAACUGCCGCUACAGUACUACUCCCCAGAAUCAGUUCUACACUGUUGCCUGUAACCCCCCUCAGCCUAGCGACCCUCCCUAUCCUCUAGUUCCUGGGCACUUAGAUUAAGACUAAGGUUUUCUUUACAUUCCCUCUCACCUGGUGCAGUUUCUCUCAUAAUAUCUAUCUUCUGCCUUUCUUUCCCUUUGUUGAUUUUCAUGGUUCCCACAGAAGAAAGAAGAAGGGGAGUGGACAGAGUUGUGGACAAGAGCAAUCAGAUAUUUUUCUGCUUUGGAGCUCUGUGUGUUUUGAAAGAAAGCAACAGGGAAGAGGGCAAAGAAAGACCCAGGCCCCCUAGUUUCAAUCUUGAAACUUCUGUCAAGCUUUGUUGCAUUGUGUUCACAGCAAUAAAAUCACUUUCUGUUGCACUGUAA
Neogale vison (American mink) is the source of this 839-nucleotide messenger RNA. RefSeq names its product ribonuclease K3-like. The record is from RefSeq and is a predicted model, not a curated record. NCBI's taxonomy places the organism in Eukaryota, Metazoa, Chordata, Mammalia, Carnivora, Mustelidae. Gene Ontology annotation, molecular function: nucleic acid binding; RNA nuclease activity. Gene Ontology annotation, biological process: innate immune response; antimicrobial humoral immune response mediated by antimicrobial peptide; antibacterial humoral response.